Hyla sarda is the source of this 3592-nucleotide messenger RNA. RefSeq names its product oocyte zinc finger protein XlCOF6-like. The coding region runs from base 190 to 2502 and encodes 770 amino acids. The record is from RefSeq and is a predicted model, not a curated record. Gene Ontology annotation, cellular component: nucleus. Gene Ontology annotation, molecular function: DNA-binding transcription factor activity, RNA polymerase II-specific; RNA polymerase II transcription regulatory region sequence-specific DNA binding. The transcript is spliced from 7 exons. Lineage: Eukaryota; Metazoa; Chordata; Amphibia; Anura; Hylidae. Gene Ontology annotation, biological process: regulation of transcription by RNA polymerase II.
UGGAGAUCUCUCAGAGCAGCAGCCCCUGAUCAUGUGACUCCUCCUCCUCCAUGUGACUGAUCACAUGACGGUGACAUCAUCGCAGGUCCUGUAAGCACACGGCUCCUCUACAGAUACAGGUUUCUCCAAUCCAGGAUCCUCUGCUGAUAUCUUCUAUAUAAGAGAAUUCUCCUGGAUGACCCAUCCACCAUGGAGAGAGACAGGAACAAGAUGGCCGACAGGAUCAUAAACCUCACCCUACAGAUACUCUUCCGGCUUACUGGAGAGGUUCCUAUAAGGUGUCAGGACGUGGCGGUCUAUUUCUCCAUGGAGGAGUGGGAGUAUGUAGAAGGACACAAGGAUCAGUACAAGGAUCAGGUCAUGAUGGAGGAUCAGCAGCCCCUCACAUCACCAGUCAGAUCCAGUAAGAGAACAGCACCAGAGAGGUGUCCCUGUCCUCUUCUUCCACAGGAUGAUCAGGGAGAAGAUCCAAACAAUAUUAAUGCUCCAGAGACAGAUGUGAGCGGUGAUGAGCAGUAUAAGGAGGACAUUCGUACAGAGAAAGAUCUGAUCUAUUUUAAUGCUACAGACAUAAAUGAAGAAGAAGAGACAGAUGUGAGCAGUGAUGAGAAGUAUAAGAAGGACAUUCUUACAGGGAAAGAUCUGAUCUAUAUUAACGUAACAGACAUAAAGGAAGAAGAAACAGAUGUGAGCAGUGAUGAGCAGUAUAAGGAGGACAUUUCUACAGGGAAAGAUCUGAUCUAUAUUAAUGCUACAGACAUAAAAGAAGAAGAAGUGACAGAUGUGAGCGGUGAUGAGCAGUAUAAGGAGGACAUUCCUUCAGGUAACCGCCCAGAUUCUUGUACCAGGAGAUCAGAGGAGAAUCUUAUAUCUUCAGAUUAUAAAGCAGAUGAUGAUAUCACACAAGAUACAUAUGAAGAACAUUCCAUUAUCCCAGAUACACCCUCAGCCCUUCACAGCCAAGAUCUGUCAUCUCAUCCUUAUAUACAGGUCCUGUCUUCUCAGUCAUCACAGGAUGUUCAGCAAAAUAAAAGUAAUAGAAGGAAUGAUGGACAUCAACGAGCUCAUACAGGAAAGAAACCAUAUUCAUGCUCAGAAUGUGGAAAAUGUUUAAUUAAGAUAUCAAGUCUUGUUGAACAUCAGAAAAUUCACACUGGAGAGAAACCAUUUUUAUGUUCAAAAUGUGGUAAAUGUUUUAUUCAGAAAUCAGUUCUUGUUCAACAUCAAAGAACUCACACAGGGGAGAAGCCAUUUUCAUGUUCACAAUGUGGCAACUGCUUUACUAGGAAAUCAAAUCUUGUUCAACAUCAAAGAACUCACACAGGGGAGAAGCCAUUUUCAUGUUCAGAAUGUGGGAAAUGUUUUACUGAAAAAUCAGGUCUUGUUCAACAUCAAAGAACUCACACAGGGGAGAAGCCAUUUUCAUGUUCACAAUGUGGGAACUGCUUUACUAAGAAAUCAAAUAUUGUUAAACAUCAAAGAACUCACACAGGAGAGAAGCCAUUUUCAUGUUCAGAAUGUGGGAAAUGUUUUACUUGCAAAGGAGAUGUUACUCGACAUCAAAGAACUCACACAGGAGAGAAGCCAUUUUCAUGUUCAGAAUGUGGGAAAUGUUUUACUGAAAAAUCUAAUCUUCUUAAACAUCAGAAAACUCACACAGGAGAGAAGCCAUUUUCAUGCUCAGAGUGUGGGAAAUGUUUCACUGACAAAUCAGGUCUUGUUAAACAUCAAAGAACUCACACAGGGGAGAAGCCAUUUUCAUGUGCAGAAUGUGGGAAAUGUUUUACUCAGCAAUCACAUCUUGUUAAACAUCAACAAGCUCAUACAGGAAAGAAACCAUAUUCAUGUUCAGAAUGUGGGAAAUGUUUUACUAAGAAGUCACAUCUUGUUGUACAUCAAAGAACUCACACAGGGAAGAAGCCAUUUUCAUGUUCAGAAUGUGGAAAAUGUUUUACUAAAAAAUCAAGUGUUCUUAGACAUCAAAGAACUCACACAGGAGAGAAGCCAUUUUUAUGUUCAGAAUGCGGGAAAUGUUUUACUGAGAAAUCAAUUCUUGUUCAACAUCAAAGAACUCACACAGGAGAGAAGCUGCUUUCAUGCUCAGAAUGCGGGAAAUGUUUUACUAAGAAAUCGCAUCUUGUUCAACAUAAAAUAACUCACACAGGGGAGAAGCCAUUUUCAUGUUCAGAAUGUGGAAAAUGUUUUACUAAAAAAUCAAGUGUUCAUAGACCUCAAAGAACUCACACAGGAGAGAAGCCAUUUUUAUGUUCAGAAUGUGGAAAAUGUUUUACUGAGAAAUCAAUUCUUGUUCAACAUCAAAGAAGUCACACAGGAGAGAAGCUGUUUUCAUGCUCAGAAUGCUUGAAAUGUUUUAUUAAGAAAUCACAUCUUGUUAAACAUAAAAUAGCUCACUCAGGGGAGAAGCCAUUUUCAUGUUCAGAAUGUGGGAAAUGUUUUACUUGGAAAUCAACUCUUCUUCAGCAUCAAAGAACUCACACAUAAGAGAAGCUGCUUUCAUGCUCAAAAAGCGGGAAAUCCCCAUAGCAAACAUAUGCUGCUCUGCACAUUUCCUAAAAUACAGAAAUGUCAGCAGAGAGCACUGUGUUCCAAAAAGUAAAGAAUUUCCUCUGUAGUAUUCAGCAGCUAAUAAGUACUGGAAGGAUUAAGAUUUUUUAAUUGAAGUAAUUUAAAUCUGUUUAAAGGCGUACCCUGCCCCUAGCAUCUUAUCUCCAAUCCCAAGGAUAGGGGAUAAGAUGUCAGAUCGCGGGGGUCCCGCUGCUGGGGACCCCUGGGAUCUCCCGCUGCUGGGGACCCCUGGGAUCUCCGCUGCAGCACCCCGCUUUCAUUACUGCACAGAGGAAACUCGCUCUGUGCGUAAUGACGGGCGAUACAGGGGCCGGAGCAUCGUGACAUCACGGCUCGCCCCCUUCAAGUCUAUGGGAUAGACUUCUAUUGAGGGGGCGGGCUGUGACAUCACGAGGGGGCGGAGCCAUGACGGCAUCACUAAAACCGUAUCACUAAAUCUCUGACUCCUUCUUCCAACGUGUUUCUCUCAUAAUACCAUUUGAGUUAAUCAGGGAUGGAGGAGAUAUACAUAGAACUGUAUACAAUGUGAGUCGAGAAUAGACACAAAAAACAUACAAUAGACUAUUAUAGAUCGGUAACAAAUGAUCAUUGGUGAAGAUUCCAUCCAGUAUUCAUAGUAUGGUCCAGUAUAUAAGAAUUAAGAGCCAGUACAAAAAGAUAGAAUAUAUCAUUCCCAAAUCCUUAUUAAUAGAACCUUAGGGUAUAGAGAGAAUAAUACUAAGUAGUUCUCAUAUAUCCCAAGUAGAGGAAUAUUCCACAAUAGGAACAAUCUGCAGCCGCUAUUCCUGCAAUUCCUUAUUAUGGUUCCCACAUAGUGAUAGAGGCUCCGCACAAACUCACAGAAGUGAUGGAGUAUAGAGAGGUAUAUGGGAAGAAAGACGCCAUUAAUGAGGAGACAAUAUAAAUAGAGAUCCUGAAGUCACACAGGAUAGUGGGAAUAGAUAGAUGGACAAAUAGUAAGAAGAAAACAACAAUAUCAAGGACUCAGGGGAUGUUAGGGACCAAA